AUGCUGGUGGUGCGGCAGCGGCGGCUUCAGCUGCAGCUGAUGGUGCUGCAGUUGAUGGGGCGGCUCAGCCCCCGCGCCAAGCCCGCAGCCGUAGCCGUGGUCGGGGUCGUGGUCGUGGUCGGGCCGGCCGUGGUCGCGCCCGUGCUUCGGGCGGAUGCGCCUGCGUUUGUGCCGGGCGCCGUUGUGGCGACCUCUGCGACCUCUCAGGCCAACGCGCCGACGGGAGGCGGUGGCAAGAAGAAGCAGAAGCGGGGGAAGAACCGGAAGGGCAAGGGCAGGGCACCCGAGGCGGGCAAGGGCGGCUCGAGCCGCGGGCCUCCGCCAUCAAAGGCCCGUCCGAGUGUGGCGCCAGCGCCUGUCGACACUGUCGGGCACUCGACGCUGGCGGCUGGGCUGAUGCGCGAGCUGGUGAGCGGCUCGUACGAGUGCAUGGUGUGCAUGGACAACAUCAAGUCGCACACCGCAGUCUGGUCAUGCGACCGUUGCUUUGCGCUCUUCCACAUCUUCUGCAUCAAAAAGUGGGCCCGAGCGGCCGAGGCCGGUGAGCCAUGGCGGUGCCCUGGAUGCCAGCACGAGGUCCACUCGCGGGCGUUCAAGUACAUGUGCUACUGCGGCAAGGUGAAGGAGCCCGAGUUCAAUCCGUACAUCACGCCGCACUCGUGCGGUGACAACUGCGGUAAGCUCCGCAAGGGCACUCCGUGCCCACACCCGUGUACCAUGCCAUGCCAUCCGGGCCCGUGCCCGCCGUGCUCGGCCACAGCUCCGGCUCGCCCCUGCUUUUGUGGUGCCACCACGUACGUGCCGCGUUGCUCCGACGUUGACGCCGGCCGCUCGUGCGGCGCCGCUUGCGGCAAGCCGCUCAACUGCGGUCGCCACACGUGCGCCAACGAGUGCCAUGACCUCGGCUGUCCGCCGUGUGACAUUGAGUUUGAGCAGACGUGCUAUUGCGGGAGCGAGACUCGGGUCCGCAACUGCGCGCUCGCUGAGUAUGACAUCGGCUUUGCCGACGAUCGCGCUUUCGCAUGUGGCUCGACGUGCGGCAAGAGCCUCGAGUGUGGCGAGCACACCUGCGGGCGGUCGUGCCACAAGGGCCCCUGCGGGCCGUGUCCACUGGAGCCGGAAGUAGUGACUACUUGCCACUGCGGCAACAGCGAGCUGGCCACCCUUCCGGCGCCGGCGCGCGAGGCGUGCACCGAUCCGAUUUCGUCGUGUGGUGGGUUGUGCGGCCGCGAGCUGGAGUGCGGGCAGCACCCUUGCCCGCGCGUGUGCCACCCGGGCCCAUGCCCGCCUUGCACUGCCGCGGUCGAGGCGUCGUGCCGGUGCGGGUCGACGAGCGCGAGCGCUCUCUGUGGGGUGGUCAAUGCCGACUCGACCCGCAGAGCCGCCAAUGCAGCCUGCGCCCUGCCCGAGGUUCGUGAUAGCAACGGCGACCUGCUCGCGGCGUACCAGCCGCACUACGAGCCGCUCGACACCACUCCGAUCCGGUGCAAAAAGGUGUGUACCGCGCGGCUGCAUUGCAAGCGGCACCGGUGCCGGGAAGUGUGCUGCCCGCUCAACCCCGACCUGCCGGCAGCGUUUGGCCGUGACGACCCGGGCGGGCUCCACAUUUGCCGACGCGUGUGCAACCGCGAGCUGUCGUGUGGCAACCACCGUUGUGAGCGGCUUUGCCAUCGGAACGCGUGUGGGGAGUGCGGCAACGUCUCGUUCGACGAGAUGGUCUGUCCAUGCGGCGCGUCGCGGAUCCUUCCGCCGAUCGAGUGCGGGACUGCACCGCCGCAGUGCUCACAGCCGUGCUCGAUCCCGCGACCGUGUGGACACCCGAUGGCUCAUCCGUGCCAUCCGGCCGGCUCGCCGUGUGCUCCGUGUGCGUUCCUCACGUCGCGGCCGUGCAACGGCGGCCACAAGAUCAUGCCGCACGUCCGGUGCUCGCUCUCCAAUGUGUCGUGCGGCGCGCCGUGCGGCGUGGCCAUGCCUUGUGGUGAGCACACGUGUCGGCGAACAUGCCACUCGGGCGAGCACGUGGUGGCCAAGGCAGCGGCCGGCGACGGGGCCGGCCCGUCGGACGCUGUGCCUGCCGAGGCUGCUGACGAUCCCGAUGCGCCUAACCCGCAGUCGUGCCGGCAGGCAUGCCACCGGAUGCGAUCGUCGUGUUCGCACCGGUGCCAGGCGAUGUGUCACCCGGGCGAAGCAUGCCCGGCAGUCCCGUGCUCUGCCCGAGUCCGGGUCUCGUGUGGGUGUGGGCGGAUGAGCCGCGAGGUGGUCUGCUCACGCGGAGGGCCGCCCGAAACCGAGUCGCGCAUCGUCCGAGCGCUCGAGUGCGACGAGGAGUGUGCUCGGGUGGCGCGCAACGCGCGCCUCGCGCUCGCGCUCGACUCGUCAGGCACAGCUGCGCUGCCGACUGCUGUCGAGUACUCUGAGUUUCUCCAGGUUGCUGCCGUCCGCGAGUCCGCGCUCAUUGCCAUGCUCGAGCAAACGUUUGGCAAGCUCCUGGCGACGCCGUCGACGACGUCGACCAACCUGCCGCCCAUGCCGGCGUCGCAGCGCGAGGUUGUCCACGAGCUCGCGGUCGUCUACCACCUGCACUCAGAGUCGUACGACACCGAGCCGCACCGACGGGUGGUUGUUUCGAAGCGGGCCGACUCGCGGUCGCCGCCGAUUCUGCUCUCCGAGUGGCAGGCGGUGGUGCGGACGACCCGCAAACUCGAGCGCGAAAAGGCAGCAGAGGCUCGCAACCUUGGCGUGACGCUCGACCCGGAAGAGGCAUCGGUGGAGGACCUCAACGCGCUGCAGAUCUACGGGCUCGACCCGUCGGUCAAAACUCGCAAUUUGCUGGCCUUCCUCAUGCCGUUUGAGAACGAGUACCGGCUCCAGUGGGUGGACGACGAGAACGCGCUUGCCAUCUUUGUCUCGCACAUCCGUGCGAUGCAGGCGUACAACCUCCUCAACGGCCGCCGCUUCCCGGUCCGCCUGGUUGCGGUGCCAACUCCCAGCUCGCGCGCCUCGGCCCGCACCAGCAAGCUCUCGGGCGCCGCCAAACGGCGCAAAAAGCUCACCUCAAUGUCCACCACCGCCCGGCCGCCACCAACUUCGAGCGCAGGAGUGUACGAGAACAUGGUCGUCCAGUCGGAGGCAAUCGCGCCCAUCGCCUUCAACCCGUUUAACGUCCUCACUCGCACCGACCUCGUGCGGGAGGCCACCGAGGCCACGUUUGCUUCUCCACCCAACGAGCCGGCGUCCAACGACGACGGUGACGAGUCGUGGGAAGAUGCAGCCGGCCCUGACGACGGUGAGUCUGCCGAGUCUGCCCCCAAUACCGACCAUUAA
Thecamonas trahens ATCC 50062 is the source of this 3324-nucleotide messenger RNA. Its product is annotated as transcription factor protein. NCBI's taxonomy places the organism in Eukaryota, Apusomonadida, Apusomonadidae. The record is from RefSeq and is a predicted model, not a curated record. Gene Ontology annotation, molecular function: RNA polymerase II transcription regulatory region sequence-specific DNA binding; DNA-binding transcription factor activity, RNA polymerase II-specific; zinc ion binding. Gene Ontology annotation, biological process: negative regulation of transcription by RNA polymerase II. Bases 1 to 3324 code for a protein of 1107 amino acids. The transcript has 2 exons. Gene Ontology annotation, cellular component: nucleus.